UUAGUUUUUUUCAAAUAAAAAUAAAAGUUAAAAGGGCAAUUUUAUUAUUUUCUUAUUGUAUUCUCGCAACGCACCAAAAUGCGAGCUCUUUUUAUUCCGAUCCCCGAUGCUUAAUCACAUGUCACUGUUUUUGGUCGGUCGUGUCUAUUCAUGGGCGUAUUUGACUGAGUGGCCAAGCACUCACCCAGAGCUCAAUGGAGAACUCAAGAGGAACCCGGUUGCAACAAAGCAAAGGUCGCCGACUGGUCCUUUUUCCGCUCCCCUUGAAGGGUCACCUCAACCCCAUGCUUGAGCUUGCAAACAUUCUUCACUCCAAAGGCUUCUCCAUCACCAUCAUCCACACUCACUUCAACGCCCCCAACUCCGAUGACUACCCCCACUUCACUUUUCACCCAAUCUCCGAUGGGUUGUCAGAAGGUGAAGCUUCCACCGGAGAUAUUCUACAUCUUCUCUUGUUACUUACUGUCAACUGCGUGGAGCCGUUUAGGGACUGCUUGGCUCGGUUGCUAUCGAAUGUUUCGGAGGAGCCGGUUGCUUGCUUGGUCGCAGAUGCUAUAUGGCACUUCAGUCGACUCGUUGCGGACAGCCUUAAGCUGCCAACGAUUGUGUUGCGAACCAGCAGUGCCUCCUCCUUUCUUGUUUUUGGUGCCUUUCCACUUCUACGGGAAAAGGGUUACCUCCCUAUACAAGAUUCUAGGCUAGAAGAGCCACUGCAAGAGUUUCCUCCCCUCAGAAUCAAAGAUAUUCCAGCGAUCAAUACAUGCGAGCUGGAAGCUUUUUAUCAACUAGUGGCAGCAAUGGUCAAUGAAAGUAAGGCCUCCUCGGGGAUCAUUUGGAAUUCCUUUGAAGACCUUGAACAAUCUGCACUAGCCACAAUCCACCAAGACUUUCAUAUCCCUAUCUUCCCUAUAGGCCCAUUUCAUAAAUAUUCACCAACUUCAACUACCUUAUCAAUCCAAGACCAUAGCUCUAUUGCUUGGCUAGACACACAAGCACCCAAUUCUGUGGUCUAUGUGAGCUUUGGGAGCAUUGCAGGAUUGGAUGAAACUGAUUUUAUAGAGAUGGCUUGGGGACUAGCCAACAGUAAACAACCCUUCUUAUGGGUGGUUCGACCUGGGUUCAUCCGUGGCUCAGAAUGGCUUGAACCACUGCCAAGUGGGUUCCUAGAGACCAUUGGUGGAAGGGGACACAUUGUGAAAUGGGCUCCUCAACAUGAAGUUCUGGCUCAUCCUGCUGUUGGAGCAUUUUGUACUCAUAGUGGCUGGAAUUCCACGUUGGAGAGUAUUAGUGAGGGAGUCCCUAUGAUUUGUUUGCCUUGUUUUUCUGACCAAAAAGUAAAUGCGCGGUAUGUAAGCCAAGUUUGGAGAGUUGGGGUGCAAUUGGAGAAUGGCCUGAAAAGAGGGGAAAUAGAAGGGGCAAUCAGAAGACUAAUGGUGGAGAAAUCAGGGCAGGAAAUAAGAGACAGAUGCAUUUCCCUGAAGGAGAAGGCAAAUCUUUGUCUAAAGCAAGGUGGUUCUUCAUACCAAGCCCUUGAGGACUUGAUUAGUUACAUCUCAUCCUUUUUCUUCCAGUUUGAAGCAACUUCUUCAUGAUUACUGGAUGGUCUUUUAUAAUUGUUGUAGCGUAUUCUCUUGAAGGAGGUGUCCGAAUAAGCUGGUCAUUAGCUAGAUUUUCUAUUUUUCCUCAAAUUGUGACUGUUCUGCACCCACAUUGGUUAUCAAAAUAAACCACUAAAAUUGUGGAGUUUACAUGCA
This is a messenger RNA of Vitis vinifera (wine grape), 1754 nucleotides long. RefSeq names its product UDP-glycosyltransferase 76B1. The transcript has 2 exons. Gene Ontology annotation, molecular function: UDP-glycosyltransferase activity. NCBI's taxonomy places the organism in Eukaryota, Viridiplantae, Streptophyta, Magnoliopsida, Vitales, Vitaceae. Bases 195 to 1592 code for a protein of 465 amino acids. The record is from RefSeq and is a predicted model, not a curated record.